Chironomus riparius is the source of this 2684-nucleotide messenger RNA. The record is from the annotation of a GenBank genome assembly. NCBI's taxonomy places the organism in Eukaryota, Metazoa, Arthropoda, Insecta, Diptera, Chironomidae.
AAAAAAGUCUUCACAGAGAAAAAAAACUUUUUUCAUCACCAAAUGUGAAAUUUUCAUCACAAAAUUUCACUUUUAAACGAAACUUUAGUGCCAAAGUCAGGACUGAGUGGUCGGGAAAUGAGACGAAAAGUUGAAAUUUGCUAAGAAUUAAGACAAGAAGUGUGAAAUAAAUUUUUUUGAUAGACAUAAGAAAAUUAAUUUAGGGUGGGUUUGGCAUUGUUUACGUUUUUUAAGUUGAGAUUUUGGAUAUUCGUGGUUCCAGUUGAAUGUCACUAAGGAUGCGUCGUGGAUAUAAAACAUUUCUAUUUGUGCUCCUCAACGUCCUUGAACUAGUCUCGACAGCCAAAGAUUCGGACGGCAAAGCUCAAAAGCUUACCAGCAGUCUCAAGUCGUCUGAUAUUUACUCAAAAAUCUCAUUUCAAUGCAACGAAAAGUCACUAAACUUCCUGAACGCAUCAUGCAGCGCAUUACGUCACAAGCAAAUCACCUUGACCCCGUCAUUCGCAUCCAUGAACGAGACGAUGGAAGUUUUGAGUCAUGAAAAAUUCAUUCAAGGAUUAAAAACAAUCCCAAAGGCAUUCAUCAUUAGUGCGGAAGUAAAAGAAAGUGGAUUGAGGAAGUUUAAGAAUAAAUGGCAAAAAUAUUUGAAUCGAUCCGAGCGACCAUUGAUUUUGCACUUUAAAGCAGGUCGUGAGCGUGGCAAUAAGGACAACAAGGAUAAUGAAAUCAUUUAUUAUUUAAAUAGUGAAUCUAAAAUUGAGUCAGCGACAUUUGAGGAGAAGCUGAACUCGAGGAGGCUGAGGGAAAUGCUGCUGCAUAAAUUCACGACUGAUAAUCUUGUGUACUACCUUAGGUACGCGUCAGAUCGAGGGAUGAAUGGAACUAAUUACUACAUCAUCAUGACAUUUGCUAUUAAUUACAACUGCUCAGUCUGUGUACGAAUGCUGAAUGCUUACGUCCCAAACUUUAAUGUCAGUGACUAUUUAGCGAAGAACUCAAAAAGUAUAGCUGAAAAGUUCAAUAAGGAACUGAUUCAUGCACUCUUUGACCUUCCAUUUAACUUUAGCAAUCGAUUUGCUGCUAAAAGCACAUUUGAGCCGCUAAGAAAGUGUCGCGACUUGCUAGCUAGAGCAGCUGAAAGUGGAAAUAUCGAUGGAAUCAAGUUCCUACUGGAAAUCGACUACAUGGGCGAGAUGGACUGGGAGAACAAUACAGCAACAACGGUAGCAUGGCAGAAUGAGCACUAUGACAUAUUCACGCUGCUCAUCAAGUCUGACUUUCCGUAUCCAGACAACUUUGGUGAGAUUGUUCCAGUCAGACAGAAUUCAAGGAACAAUAAAGCUCUUCAGGAGCUUAGUGAGCAUAUCCGAAAGAUCCAGUCACUGCAUGAUAACAUUCGUGGGAAGAACUUUGACAACAUUGAGACAUUUAUUGAGGAAAAUAAGAGGCUUAGAUAUGCUAGAGAUGUCGAUAACAUCCUCGCAAUUGUCACAGCUGUUUACAGUAAAAAUGUCGAAAUUAUUGCGUUGCUUAAUGCCAAUCACAUGAUGCCGUAUGACAAUGGAGCUGCUAGAUCAAUCGUUAAUCACAUUUAUAGCUUCAAUGAUGAUGAAAUUGUCGAACUACAGAAGUUGAAUCUUAAGUAUAUCCAUCAUCCAGCUGAAGACUACAUCGCGAAGCUUCAUCAACGCUCAUUAAUCACAUACGAUCCAUUGGAAGUUGACGGAGCAACAGCAAAUCGUGAAAUCUUCUCAGCAUUUAUUGACAUCCAUAAGAAUGAGUUGACAGGUCCAAUUAUUGAGUUUGCAGCUAGAUGCAGCAACUUACAGAUCAUUAUUGACUUAUCAAGUCGUUAUACCUUUAAACUUAAUCCAGUGUCCUAUACAUCCUCUGGACUGACAAAUGAAAAAGAGAAUCGAGUCUAUAUUGGAGCAAAGGACAUCCUCAAUCCAAAGGAGCGUGACACAGCACUUGGAAUUAUGGUUCAUGAACUCCUGCACUACGUCAUGUUCCUCAUGUAUCAUAAUGAAGCUAAGCCGUACACAAAAAAUGACUAUAUGGUCCGUAAAUAUUUCGAAAUGAUUGAGGACAUCUACAAGAUGGACGACAGACACGAGGGACAAUGGAUGGUGAAAAUAUUCCAAAAGUAUGAAGUUGAACAGCACCAAAUGGAACUGAUUGCUCGAGCUGUAGACUUGCCGAUUGUUUAUCGUACAAACGUGACUGGAAUGCAGCAAAUACGUCGAGCUUAUCGAGAUCUUUUUGAGUUUUAUGAAAGUAAAGUGUUGCCUGAUAUCAAAUAUCGAAUGUGGAUUUCGGGCGGAAGUAGAGUUAGUGCUAAAUUGACAAUUAUUGGAGCUUCAAUUGUUGUUUUUGUUGCGUGUUUGAGGAUUUAAAGAGACAGUUUUGGGAAAGUAGACAUUUUCAUAAAAUUUAUGAGAAUCUUUAAAAAUAAAAUUAUUGAUGAAAAAAAAAAAUUGGAAUGAAAAUUAGAAGAAGUGAGAAAAGAGGAAGUAAUAUUGAAAUUAAGGAGGAUUUAUUAGGAUUGUUCAUGAGGUUGAUUAGUUGAGGAAGACUUAAGUGGAUUUCUUGAAGUUAUUUUAAUUUUUUGGCUAUAUUAGUUUAGAGUUUUAAAGCUCCUGGUUGAAUUUGACAUAACUUUAACGAUGAAUAGGACAAAGACU